GAGCGCGGUGCACUGUGGGCCGGUGGUGGGAUGUCGGGCUGCGCGGCUCGGCGGUACGUGGCGGCGGCUCUCAGCCGGUACCGGGCCCGGGGACCGCCGCGCUGGGAACAGCCCCCGGCCCGCGGGCUGCGGCCCCUGGGUGCGGGGUGUGCCGCGGCCCUCCCGCUGCUGCUGCCGCCGCGGAGGAACCUCUCGUCACGAAACCGUCCCGAGGGCAAAGUGCUGGAGACAGUGGGGGUGUUUGAGGCACCAAAGCAGCACGGCAAAUAUGAGACGGGUCAGCUGUUUCUUCACAGUGUGUUUGGCUAUCGAGGCAUAGUCCUGUUUCCCUGGCAAGCCAGGCUUUAUGAUCGAGAUGUGGCUUCUCCUGUGACAGAAAAGAGUGAGAAUGCUGCAGGCCAUGGUUCCAAAGAGGUCAAGGGCAAGACACAUACUUACUAUCAGGUGUUAAUAGAUGCCCGGGAUUGUCCACAUAUAUCACAGAGAUCACAGACGGAAGCGGUGACAUUCCUGGCAAAUCAUGAUGACAGCAGAGCCCUCUAUGCCAUACCAGGUUUAGACUACGUAAGCCAUGAAGAUAUCCUCCCCUACAGCUCCACUGAUCAAGUGCCCAUCCAGCAUGAGCUCUUUGAGAGGUUUCUCUUGUACGACCAAACAAAAGUUCCACCUUUUGUAGCAAGGGACACACUAUGUGCAUGGCAGGAGAAGAACCACCCCUGGCUGGAGCUCUCUGACGUGCACCGAGAAACCACGGAAAACAUCCGUGUCACAGUCAUCCCUUUCUACAUGGGCAUGAGGGAAGCCCAGAAUUCCCAUGUCUACUGGUGGCGCUACUGUAUUCGCCUGGAGAACCUUGACAGUGAAGUGGUGCAGCUCCGAGAGAGGCACUGGAGGAUAUUCAGCUUGUCUGGCACCUUGGAAACAGUCCGGGGCCGUGGCGUUGUAGGAAGGGAGCCAGUUUUAUCCAAAGAACAGCCGGCAUUUCAGUACAGCAGUCACGUCUCCCUGCAGGCUUCCAGUGGUCACAUGUGGGGUACUUUUCGAUUUGAGAGACCUGAUGGCUCCCACUUUGAUGUCCGAAUCCCACCCUUUUCUCUGGAAAGCAACAAAGAUGAGAAGACCCCCCCCUCCGGCCUUCACUGGUAGAGCAGACCGAGUGCUGAGACCCACAGAGACCUUUGUGUGUUGUAGACCUUUGCCUCCCCAUUAUGCUGCAGCCAAGAACAUGGAGCUUUUAAACAUUUUAAACCAUUUUUUGUUUUAACUGUUGUCUAACGGGGAGGCUUUUUUGAACUUCAGUACUGGCUCUCUCAGGCUGCUUGUAAACAUUAGCUGUGUUACAGUUAACUUUUCCCUCCCUGGCACCUGCUGGGGUUGGAGAUGGGGGCUGUAGAUCUGUGCCGUGGCAGCAGACUGGCCCCCUCAGCAGGCCUGGACCCUUUCCAAUGUGUUGUGAAUUCUCUGCAAUGUGAGGUUUCUCUAAUAAACUGGCCCUUCCAGUUGCAA
Molecule: messenger RNA, 1506 nt
Organism: Calypte anna (Anna's hummingbird)
Lineage: Eukaryota; Metazoa; Chordata; Aves; Apodiformes; Trochilidae
Gene: POLDIP2
Product: DNA polymerase delta interacting protein 2
Exons: 11
Coding region: 31-1146 (371 amino acids)
Biological process (GO): error-free translesion synthesis
Cellular component (GO): nucleus; mitochondrial nucleoid
Molecular function (GO): DNA binding
Source: RefSeq, a predicted model, not a curated record